Messenger RNA from Pocillopora meandrina, 4616 nucleotides. Lineage: Eukaryota; Metazoa; Cnidaria; Anthozoa; Scleractinia; Pocilloporidae. The record is from the annotation of a GenBank genome assembly.
CGUCAGCCCUUGUACUGCGUAAUCCGGUAGUCAAUUGUGUUAAGUCUAUGUUUCGUUACGGGCUUCUAGUUCUUUCACCUUCGUGCCUCAGGCGUAAAUUGCCCGCUCUUUUGACCCAAGUUUCGCAAGAAGUUAAAGGAGUUCUUUAUGUCGAUAUCUACGAACCUGAUUUUGUUGUCCAACGCGUUCGCAGUUUGUACGAGCUGUUGGUUCAUGUUUAUGGAACCGGCUCUUCCAAAAUCGGGGAGCUGGAUGUCCGAGUUUUACUACCUCAAACUUUGACCCCUAAUGAUGGUUGUACUGAAGAAGUAAGAAAUCUCGUCAAGUCGCCCGAGGUUGCUUUCGUUCGCGAUGUGUUUGAAAACGAUCAAUCGAAAGUUGGUCUUUUGAAGUUCAAGAAAUGGUUGACGAAACGUUUUCAGUUCUCCGAUCUCGACGGAAAGCUCAAGUAUUUGAAACUUGGAGAUGAGCUUAUUAGCGAGGGGGAAGUACAAAAGCAGCUCGGUAAUGAUCUGAAUGAUACAUGUCUACAGACUUACAAACAAGUGGUCCUCGGUGGAACGUUUGAUCACAUGCAUUCUGGUCACAGGUUGCUUCUGGCUGUUGGUUCUUUGCUUUGCGAACAGAGAAUCACCAUUGGUCUUAGCGAGGGACCUCUUCUGGAAAAGAAGGUCUUAAAAGAACUCAUCGAACCUUUCCAGGAUAGAAAGAGUAACUUACAAGAGUUUCUUAAGGACGUAAAGCCAGGUAAUGUUUCUAUUGUGCGUUGAGUUGAUUUUCAUUAACAGCCAUGUAAAUAAUUAACUACAAUUGUCACUAUAAGUACCAGGUCAGUUAUUGUCAACUUUUUCUCCUCUAUUUUUAAAAGAUUAACUAGUGAUAUAGCCCACUACAAUGGCUUUUCCUAUUGCUAAAUAAAAUUAUAUAUUUUUUAGUUCUUUAUGUAUUUUAAAGAUGAGGUCUACCUACUAAACUUAAGGUUUUAUUGACCAACAUCUCACAGCACACUAAUCUUGACAACAUAUGGCAGUUUGUGGCCUUUCCUUAUAUCUAGGCAGUUCAGAAAGCUGCAAAACACUAGGACAAAAAUUUAUCUUCCAGAUUGGCACUCUUAAUCCCCAUGGUAUCAACAAGCACUUUUCAUUCAACUAAUUUUUCCUGUUUUCUCAUCACCAUAUUCCAACCAAUAGCAUAGCUCCACUUUCUGCAUAUAAACCCACACACAACUCACAAUUCCUCCGAUUGCUCUGAUGAAGGGCUAUCACUCAAAAUUUCAGCUUUUUUACUCUUUAUGACAGCAAAUUUAUGUUGUCAACUCAGUUGUUAACACUAAAUUACCUGCUAUACUCUCCCACCGACACAGCACCACAGUUUCUUUAGAAACCUACCCCCUUUAUUCAUAGUGGUACACUGAGUUAGCAAUAUCAGGGUGUAAAAUUUUUUUUUUUUUUUUUGUGAUAGCCUCUUGGCUCCUAAAUUCUUCAAAGUGGUAGCCAAUUCAAAAAAAGUUGGUCGCCAUUUUCAAAGACAAACAAAACUAUUUUUUACGCUGUUAGGGCUCUAGAUAGGUCCUUCAAAAUUAAGUUAGGAAAAAGAUCUUUAACCUACUACAGAGUGGACACUAGGAUGGAAGAUAUACAACCUUCAAGCUCACCUACAUCCUAAAUCCAAGGUGGCGUCUAGUCAUUGAUUGAGACUUAAUGAGGAAGUUUGCCGUGGAUUUAUCUUUUGCAAAUCUUUUUAAUUCAACAUAUCUCUAAGUAAGGUUGUGAUGAAACAUUCUAGUCGCCAAUUUGGCAACUAAUUUUUAGGAUUUGGUCGUCAAAGUGAAAAAUUUAGUCGCAUUGGCGCCUGUAUUAGGUGCAAUUUCAUGCCCUGAAUAUAAAUACGGCUCAAGACAAAACUAUUAACACAAAAUUAUACAGUUCCAAGCAAAGCGUGUAUGAUAUGCUAACCCUUUAACUCCUAGAAAUGAUUAACAAGUAACUUCUCCCUACAAUAUCCAUGCACUAUUAGGAAAACAAGUAAUGAGAAUACUCAAAUGUAUCAGGUAGAAGUUGUUAUCUUGAUCUAACAUCAAAUUCUUAUAACUUAUUUACAAGGAAAUGUGUAGCAGCUAGAGGGGAGAUUUAACAAUCAGAUCUUGGAAGUUGAAUGGUUAUACCCAGCAGUCUCCUUUCCCAAAAGAUUACCAUUCAAUUGGUGUAAUGACUGUAUUACCUGUGUCUGUAUCAAAAUAACUUUUUCUUUGGUAAUUGUGGUUCUGCACUGAAAAUCAGAAAUUCCAAAAAUCUUAAACACAUGUAUACUUCCCAGGUUUGGAACACAACAUCAUACCACUGACUGACCCUGUUGGUCCAGCAGGAACUGACCCAGAAUACCAGUGUCUCAUCGUUAGUAAGGAAACAGAGAAAGGAGGAUUUGUGGUGAAUGACAUGCGUGAGAAAAAGGGUUUGAACCCACUUGAUGUGCAUGUGAUUGAUGUUGUCAUUGAAAAAGACAUGGAGUCAAACCAGGGAAGACACCACCAUGGGGAAGAGAAGAUGAGUUCUACCAUGGAAAGACAGAAAUUAUUGGGAAAACUUUUACAACCUGUUGCUAGGAAAGAAAGAGCACAUGGGCACCCUUAUGUCAUUGGUCUAACAGGAGGGAUUGCUAGUGGAAAAUCAUCAGUCUGCCAAAGGCUCAGAGGCUUGGGUGCCGCAGUCAUUAGCUGUGACCAGUUGGGACAUCAGGCAUACACACCAGGGAAGAAGGCUUACAAAGAAAUUAUUGAGAACUUUGGAAAUGGAAUUCUGACUGAGGAAAAGAACAUCAACAGGAGGGCUCUAGGCUCUGUUGUUUUUGCUGACAAGGCCAAGCUCACAUUGCUAAAUCGCAUUGUCUGGCCAGAAAUUUUGUUACAAGCCCAAGCAGAAAUUGCAAGGUAUGCAGAGGAAGGUUUCAAGGUUUGCAUCUUGGAUGCUGCAGUUCUUUUGGAGGCUGGCUGGGACAAAGCAACCGAUGAAGUGUGGGUGACAUUUGUCCCAGAAAAUGAGGCUGUGACGCGCAUUCUUUCAAGAGAUGGCAUCUCAGAAGAACAGGCUCUCAACAGAAUUAAAUCCCAGAUUAGCAAUGAAGAAAGGGUAAAAAAGGCAAAUGUUGCCAUUUGCACUUUGUGGGAACCUGAGUUUACUCAAGAGCAAGUUGAGAGAGCCUGGAGAAGUUUGAUUGAAAGGAUUUAAAUCAUUUUGACACUGUCUGUUGUCUGAUUUGGAGGACUCCCAAAAAAUUACUAGCAUCUUAUUCCUCCUUACAGUAAUCUUGCUGAAUCUUUUAUUAACAUCAGGAGAAUAAAAUAAGUGGUUGUUAAUCUAAGAAGCUUAGAUUUUUAAAUGAAGUCUUGUUAUUAGUACUUAAAGGAAAUUUAUAGAGAAGCGUAUAGAGAAUAUGGAUUCUCAUGUUAGGAAGUAAAGGGUUAAUAUUUUUAUCUUAUCAGAUGAUUUGGUGCAAAGGAAAGCGGAGUAUUUUUACAUUUUUGAAUUUUUUGCAUUUUGAUGAGCCCAUAGGACAAGUCAAAAUACAAUCAAUGGGUAAAAAUACUCUGAUAUUACACACUAAAAUGGCAAAUAUGUUAUUUAUUAUCCAACUGCUUUUUUUCUGUGAAGUUUACAUGUAAGUCUACAUUUCUCACACAGCAGGAGAAGAAAAGUGGGUAGUGAAGCAUAGCACACAGCCAACUGUUUAAACAGGUUUUUUACAGUGCAGAAUAACCAAUUGUCCAAAUAACCAUACAAUAUUGCAGGAUAUUUGUACUCUAUUGGUGUGUUAUUUAUACAAGAUACUAAGUGCAGUUGGAUAAUAAAUAGUUCUAUUUGGAAAUGGUGUGGCACUUACAAGCAUGUUUGAAUAUUUUUGAUUUAUGAAACAUAUUUUUGUCAUGUCAACUCAUGACAAUUUUAUAUAAUUUUAUAUAAUUUUAUAUGUAAUCUCAGCUAUUGAAAGGAAAAAGGGGUUCUUCUAGUUUAAAAUUUUUUACAAUAGUUUCCUUAACUCUCUUAACCUUGCUGUUUGAUUUAGAAGUUACAAUGUGAUCCUGUGGGAAUCAAUAUCAGUAUCUGGGCAACUGCCCACCUACCCCUCCCCUAACCCAACAACAGUCAAUUGAUAACAACUUAGGGCUAACGUUGGGUUAGGGGAGGGGUAGGUGGGCAGUUGCCCAGAUACUGAUAUUGAUCCCAAUGUGGUUAGUAAUUAUAUGCUAGUGACCCAUUAGAGUUUACAGGGUCACUCCAGACUUUUAGUUCCUAAUAAUUUGCAAGAGAAAUUAACUGGCAUUUUUCUAAGUAGCUUUUUUCCUUAUUCACACCUCUCACACUUUAUCUAUUUCUCACAUUUAGAGUACAAAAUAUUCCUUUGACUGGCAGAUAGCUGAUUCAAAUUGAGGCAGGUCAAUUUUCUACCGAAUUAGAUUAAAUUUAUCUUAAAUUACAUGGACUGGAAAUAAUACAGAAAUGAACAGAUGAAACAUAAAUUAAAAGACAUUGUACGAUAACUAUAAAAUAAAAAGGAAAAUGAUUUACCAGUUGAUUUUGGUGGCAAAGUUCAUAUUUAAAAAGUUUACAGGGCUAUCAUGA